Messenger RNA from Labrus mixtus (cuckoo wrasse), 2366 nucleotides. Its product is annotated as cyclin-Y-like protein 1. Gene Ontology annotation, biological process: regulation of canonical Wnt signaling pathway; regulation of cyclin-dependent protein serine/threonine kinase activity. Bases 751 to 1779 code for a protein of 342 amino acids. Gene Ontology annotation, molecular function: cyclin-dependent protein serine/threonine kinase activator activity; protein kinase binding. The record is from RefSeq and is a predicted model, not a curated record. Gene Ontology annotation, cellular component: plasma membrane. The transcript has 11 exons. NCBI's taxonomy places the organism in Eukaryota, Metazoa, Chordata, Actinopteri, Labriformes, Labridae.
CCCUGCACUUGAUUCUACGUUAAUUUGACAUCCAAGACGUGUCCUGUAAAUGCGACGAGAUGAAAGCUAACGCCUGCUGCCUUUCAUAAAUUCCAUUACUCUCUUCUUUUCCACUUUGUUAGCUAUCUCUAAAGUUGUUUCCUGACAGCAUUAUUUGACGUUAACCCGGCAUUAAAGGCGUGUAUUGUGACAGGGACUUCAGCUGCAGUGAAAAUGGAUUGAUCCAUGCUGCCAAGGAAUGGAUUGAUCUGCGGAAGCUAGCGCUAGCCGGCUAGCCAUGGAUGGAGACAGAGGAGCUUGUGACUUUGUAUUGUUAGCGUCUAUUUGGUAAAAUGAGCUGAUAUUAGUUAUUGUCGUCCAAAACUGUCCAGUCUACGCAUGCAAGUCGUACUAAAAAGCGCCAAUGCUAUACUGCGCACACGCCCCGAAAAUGUCAUUUGUCCUGCACAUACCGCAGAUACCCAGCUGGAUGUCAUUACAUGCAUCCACUUCUAAUCUGAAUUUGCACGAUUUUUCACCUUGCAGGAAAACGCACAGGCUAGACUUUUCGUUCACUCUUAAACCAAAAUUAGAUAAUUUUUAAGAUAACUUAGAGCUAAUGUCAUAAUCACUCUGUAUUAUCAGCCACUUAAAGAUUUAGACUAAACUUAAAGUUGCAGGCACCCUGCAGCCCAGUAAGACUAGAAGUUGACCCUUCCUUAGUUGUAUGGGAAACAGCCCUUGCUGUAGCAGGACUGUCAUAGGUCAACCAUGGGAGGGUCGGUGUCUUGCUGUAUGUCCCCUGGGGAGAGCCCCAAGAUCCACAGGAGAGAGGUGGAGCUGGAGGAAUGUCCCAUCACCACCUGCGAGGACGUGAGCGAAGAUACCGGGACAUACCUGCAGCACAUCAGUGACAGGGAGCUCCCAGAUGAAUUAGCCCAAGAGGCCAACCCGUCAGACCAUCCCAGAGCCAGCACCCUCUUCCUCAACAAGUCGCAGACGGACGUGCGCGAGAAGAGGAAAAGCAACUACAUGAAUCAUCACAUGUCCCCGGGCCUCCUGACAAAAAAGUACAGCUCCUGCUCAACGAUAUUCAUCGAUGACAGCACGGUCAGCCAGCCCAACCUCAAAAGCACAAUUAAAUGCGUCGCGUUGGCCAUAUACUAUCACAUCAAAAACAGAGAUUCAAACCGCACGCUGGAUAUAUUUGAUGAGAAGAAACACCCUCUAACGCGAGACAAAGUUCCAGAUGACUACUCCGUGGUUGACCCUGAACACAAACUCAUCUAUCGCUUUAUCAGAACGCUCUUCAGCUCGGCACAGCUCACCGCAGAGUGCGCCAUCGUCACUUUGGUUUACCUAGAAAGGCUGUUGACGUAUGCUGAGAUGGACAUCUGUCCUUGUAACUGGAAGCGGAUUGUUCUUGGUGCCAUUCUGCUGGCCUCCAAGGUCUGGGACGACCAGGCUGUGUGGAAUGUCGACUACUGCCAGAUCCUCAAAGAUAUAACAGUGGAGGACAUGAAUGAGAUGGAGCGUCACUUCCUGGAGCUUCUUCAGUUCAACAUUAACGUCCCAGCCAGUGUGUACGCCAAGUAUUACUUUGACCUGCGCUCACUGGCUGAUGACAACAACCUUAAUUUCCCAUUGGAGCCGCUGAGCAACAAGCGGGCUCAGAAACUGGAGGCGAUCUCUAGGCUGUGUGAGGACAAGUACAAGGACCUGCAUAAAUCUGCGAUGAGGAGGUCUGUCAGUGUGGACAAUCUGGUUGGCAUCAAGAAAUCCCAUGCAAUUCUGUCCUAAGGCUGUGAUUUCUAUCUCGGAUCUGGCCAGGAGGUGGAGCCACACUUCUUGGGAGACGGUUUCAAAGUAAAUGAAUACCUCUCCCUGAAAAGUUCUGUUGCAAAAUGUUGAAUUUCAAUGUUUUGGGACAAAAAAAAAAAGACCGGAAGUUUACCAUACAAUAUCUCUUGAAUAUAAUGAGUCCAGUCUCUAUGUGUUCAAAACAAAGGACGUGAGCUAUCUGCCUUCAAAGCAUGGUCAUUUGUUUGGAUACUUUGCAGAUUGCCCAUUUUUCCAAAUAACGGAUGUGUAACUUUGGAAGGAUCCAGCAUGAAAGUGCUUCCUGUCACAAAUUACAUACGUCAUUGUUUUUUGUCAUCAGCUGAUUUUAUGGGGAGACCUUUCUCUGGCUGUGGCCGUCGUCUCUCCACCAGCCCUGUCGUCGCUCCUUCAAUCACAUGACGACAGACUGUCUUGAACUACCCUGUGGUGUAGUUCUUCACAACGGACAAAGAGUAGACUUUGUUUUGCUUACUGUGUAGGCCCCUAUAGCUGUGAAAUGUAGACUUUAUUCCAUUCAAUAAAUUACAGUCGCUGUUCAAAGAUGA